Peromyscus maniculatus bairdii (prairie deer mouse) is the source of this 4455-nucleotide messenger RNA. RefSeq names its product transmembrane protein 215 (gene Tmem215). Lineage: Eukaryota; Metazoa; Chordata; Mammalia; Rodentia; Cricetidae. The record is from RefSeq and is a predicted model, not a curated record.
CUGGGUAUCAAAAUUCUUUCCCCCAAAUCAGAGCCCCAGCAUGAAAGAACGUACUUUUGGCCUUCCUAAUUCUCCUCCUCUGCCUUAGCCAGAUGUGGUGAAGAAUCACAGCCACACCCAGUCUUCCCUUGAGGCCAGAGAAACCUACACACUGCGGUGGACCCUGGACUGAGACCAGCAAGACAGGAAAGAGUAAACCGGUGCAGAGCAGCAUCACCAAGUGGGCCUGACCCUCCAAACCAAGGCCUCUGGGGCUGGCUACCUGGACGACCCUGAACGAGGAUCAGAACCGGGAGCCCUUCUUCCUUCUCCCACUUGGAACCACGACCGUGGGUCUGAGUUUCCAAGGCCAUCUCCUGCCAAGUGCAGAGCUGGGAGACCGGCGGAGGAGACUCUGGAGACUCCUAGCAGCAGGCAAGACCGCGAGGCUUUAGUGCUCCUACAGCCUGGGCGCUCCAGGGGCACUCAGGUCAGGCGGGAGCAGCCUACAACCUGCUCCUUCGAGGGCACCUCGAGGAGCUGCCAGGAGAGAGGCAGGGGCAGCCCCAGAGCACCUGGCUACAGUCGGGGUAGAGGUAUCGCUCAGAUCUGGAACUGGCCAAGAGAGCAAGUCCCCAUUAUCAUCUCCCGCUGGUCCCAGAAGCCCUCAGACCCUGAAUUUGGAACCCAGACUCCGACUUUUCACCGGCUGCCUGCCCGCCCUGUGGGUAAGACGAUCUGGGCUCCCGCUUAGGGCAGCGGCACGGACGCGGGUCCAAGCCACCCGCCCGCCCCUUGUACCGGGACCGGAGCCCCCGCAGCCCGCUUGUUGCGGCCACCCGGCUCUGACCCCCUCGCGCCCCCGCGCGUCCAUCUCUGUUCCCAGAGCGGUGCAAGUGAUGUAAGGCGGCCAGGCUCGCGCGCUUUCCUCCUGCCGGGACAGAGUCCUCCCUCCCCGCCGGCGGCAGCGCUGUGCGCCCACUCUGCUGCUGCGCCCAGGCUCCGCUUCCAGAGCUCCGGCGACCUGCACGCCGCCGCCAAGCGCGAGGCUGGGAAAGACUCUCCUCUCCUCUCCCACCUCCCUGCUCCCCUGCCCCACCUCCUGUGUGCAGCGUCGGUGGGGGAAACCAGGCUUGGCUUUCCGAACCCGGGGAGAGAACCGAGGGACAGCCCAUAGGAAGGUUUCUGGAGACAUUCAGAGUCUCUCCAUUCACGGUGGCAGGAGCCUUUCAGAAUAGAGAAGGGGUGCUUCCUGGCUACCAAGCAGCCCCCAACCUGGAUGGAGUGAAAGAUGCGUCCCGAUGACAUAAACCCGAGGACUGGGCUGGUGGUGGCCCUGGUCAGUGUUUUCCUGGUCUUUGGCUUCAUGUUCACUGUCUCUGGCAUGAAGGGGGAAACUCUGGGGAACAUCCCUCUGUUGGCCAUCGGGCCAGCCAUCUGCCUUCCAGGCAUCGCAGCCAUUGCUCUGGCCAGGAAAACCGAAGGAUGUACCAAGUGGCCAGAGAAUGAGCUACUCUGGGUCCGCAAGUUACCCUGUUUCCGGAAGCCCAAGGACAAGGAAGUGGUAGAACUGCUGAGGACCCCCUCAGACCUGGAGUCCGGCAAGGGGAGCUCAGAUGAACUGGCUAAGAAGGCAGGCCUCAGAGGGAAGAUGCUCCCACAGGGGCCAGGUGAGGUACCUAUGGCCAGCUCCAUAACCACCCCCACCCCCACAGAGGAAGGAGAAUGCCAGAGUUUAGUCCAGAGUGGGCGUCAGGAGGAGACGUCCAGAUACCUGGAUGGCUACUGCCCCUCGGGCAGUUCCCUCGCCUACAGUGCCUUGGACGUCAAGGGCUCAACCUGGGACAGAGCUGACCGCCCUGAGCCUGAGGAUAGCAUCUUCUUUGUGCCCCAGGACAGCAUCAUCGUUUGCUCCUACAAGCAGAACAGCCCUUAUGACAGAUACUGUUGCUACAUCAAUCAGAGCCAAGGCAGGUGGGACCACGAGACGAUAGUCUGAUCUGGGCAAACAAGGGUCCCAUCUUGACAGCCACAUUGCUACCCUCAGCUCCCAAUGGAAGAAAAUCUCGGCUCCAACGGCCUCCUCGCUAUUAGAAACUGGCUUGGUAUGUGAUGGGGUGCAGACCUCUGGUGCCUGGUACUCGUGUAAAUAGGCAUGUGGGGGGGCAUAUUUUAGGGAAGUACUGAGAAUUACUUCUCUUUAGGGAAGAGGCAGUAAAUAGGAAAGAAAGUUCCAUUUGCUUCUGAACAAUUUAAACAAUGUUGAAUGCUUUGUAAAACAGCCCCCAAAGUGCUAGGAAGCCCCUGGUGACAGCCAGGGACACAGAGAGUGAGCCAGGUAUCAAAUGUCGCAGGGGCUAUCUACACAGAAGCUGGCUGCUUUGUGUCUGAAGAAAGUGAAGGAAAAUUUGUGUUCUUUUCCACAAAAUGAGUUUUGCCUGUUGAAAAGCUUUUCACGUAUGGUAAUUGCUGAAAGAAAUAAAAAUCGAGGUAGAAUAGGGGAAACCUCCUUGGAUGGGAUGAAUUUUGGAGGAAGGGGAGUUAAAAGUAGUUGGAAUGUAUGAUUGAGUCCUGGCCUCUGGCAAGACCAUGGUUUCAAAUGAAGUGUUGACUAUGUUAUGUGAACUCUUAACUCUUCAUUUGAGUUGGUUUGCUGGGACUGUAUCUGAAGUUUUUAAGUAUUUAUUAACACUUAUGUAUUUCCUUACCAGGUGCAAAGUGACUUGAUGUAAUAUUUUCAUAGAUUAGAAUUUCUUUUUAUCAAGACAAAACAAAUUUUACAUAUAUAUGUCUAUCUAAGUGUCUUCAAAGUUUCUGAGAGGCAUGUACUAGGAAUUACUAUAUGCCUUUUAGAACAUGAAACUACAAAGUCAAUUAAUUAGUCCUGAACACUAUGAAAAAUGUAUAUGAAAUGAAAUGCUGUUGUCUGUACAUUUGUCCAACAACCUCCCACCCCCGACAAUGACUGUAAUGCCAAUGAAACAAGAAUUCAUUUGUAAGAUUUAAUGGAAACUCAUAUUUUAUUAAGUUCACUGGACCAGUGAAAUUUACAUGAUAAAAAUCUCAUUAUUUCCUACUAUUUUUGUGGUUGAGGGAAAAAACAUCAUAGUGUUAUCCUGAAACUUAUUUCCUAUUUCUCUUGCUUAAUUGCAACAGAUAAAAAAGAAUAAUCAGCUGAAAUGUCAUUUUAUCCCUCUUAUAGAAUAAUUGCAUUUAUGGGAAUGGUGAUAGAUUUAGUCUUGAGAAUUAGGACUAUUUUAUGCCCUUCAGUGAAUUUUAAUUCUUAUUGUUAUACCAACUAUUAUUAUUAGUCACUGUCUCCCAAAAAGUGAAUUAAGAACAAAAAUUUGGAGGGGGCGGCUUACCUCUUUUAUGUAUUUCAAGUUCAACUCGGUGAUUCCUAAGUUAACUGUCCUUUCUUAAGAAUUAUACUCUUAAAAGUCAUACUUUUUUAAUGAUGUUUAAGAUCAAAAGUAUGUCAUAUUUUUAGUCAGGCCUCAGUGUGGGGAAAUGAGAUGUGUGAUCUUGGACAAAGUUCAUUCCAACACCUCAGUUUCCUAGUCUAUGGGAGAGGAAUGGGGGAAAGACUGAUUUACACUACAUUGUUUCCAUCGUUCAUUUCCAGGUAGGCUAUUCUAAAACAUUAAAUCAAAGGAACUGUAUGUUGCAGGAAGUAAGCUACAGCAAAAUGCAUGCCCAUGUUAUGCAAUACACGAUCAAGACCAUGCAAUGUGGAUUAAACUGCUACCACGCAAAAGAAUUUUGUAGAUAUAUGAAAGCCGAUGCAUUCCAUUACUAAAUAUUAUGUAUUAGACACCAAUAUGUUCCUGGCCAUAAAACUGAAAAUACUGAGGGUAAGAUAUUUUUGAAGAAAAAGUGUCUUAGUGGUGAUGAAUCCCAAAGUCUUCUGCCACACAGCUUUGCACUCUGUGUGACUGGCUCUAGAACUGAGCUGGUGAGGGGUGGGUUCCUAAAUCACAGUAUCGUUUUGAAGGCAGAAAAUAAUGUUUACGGUGAGAAGAUUAUUGGAAAUUCAGUAACAAAUGUUUUCUCCAAUGAACUUGCCACUGUUGGCAUUGUCAGGAGCAAGGGGAAUAGACAGAUGUUUGUUUGGGCUCAGUGAGUCUGACAUGGGUCUGAGGGGAGGGAGGGGACAGAAUGUCCGCUAAGAUUAGGAAUUUGGAGAAGUUGCCUUCUGGAAACAGUUUAGAAUUUUUCACUUGAUGUGUACAUGUAUGCACAGAGUCCCAUUUCCAAAUCAAGGGUCAAAUACUGACUUAGAGAUAUAAGCUAUUUUUAAUCACAUUUUCAAAUUGUAUUUCAGAAAAAACAAUUCUUCCAUUUACCUAUUUAAAAUAUGGAAGCUCUCUAAGUAUACACUUGUGGGUACUUUUUCCUGUGCCAAAAGAAUAAUUUUCAGAUGUUGGGCUGAGAGAUUUAACCUUCUUUACCCAAAGAAUAAAAUGUGAGUUGUGA